This is a messenger RNA of Trichoderma atroviride IMI 206040, 2252 nucleotides long. The record is from RefSeq and is a predicted model, not a curated record. NCBI's taxonomy places the organism in Eukaryota, Fungi, Ascomycota, Sordariomycetes, Hypocreales, Hypocreaceae.
GUCCCGACCGGCGACCCUGCGUACCUCCCAUAUACGUUCGGCGCUCUCAUUAAUAUUUUCUCCCCUCCAACGACGUCACGCCCCACUUUGCAGCCUCCAAGGCCUCGCUUGUCACUUUUUUCUUUUCGCUCUACUCUCACGCUCUCUUCCUUCAUCGGACGCCUCAGACGCCCGCGCCUCAUCGCCCGCAUCUGCAAGACCCGUUCUUUGAACAGCCUCUCCCUAAUCCCAGCGUCACGGAGAUUUGGAGCAGAAGAAGAAAGAAGCAAGCCUGCUCUAUUUUUUUUUUUUUUACUAGGUCGCUCGGCGUCGACGUCCCUGCGAUCAGGCAAUAACAGAACUGGAACACGUUCCUUACGCCGUCGCUCCCUCUUUUUAUUAAUUCACGGGUGCAAUCGAUCUCACCGACGAAGACUUCUCAAGCGAUACAAAGUACUGCCCGUCGUCGUCGCCCAUCGAGUCGUUUGCCUCGUUCUGUAGAACGCAAUUUAAAAAAGAAAUAACCCUCAAAAAAAUUGCUUUGAAGUGAAGACAAAGGCCUUUUCGAGUCUUUGCCCCGUUGGACGAACGCUUUUUAUAGAGACUCGACCUCCAUUCUCUCACCAUAUUCUACCCAUCUUGCGGUUUGCAUCCAGCAUUCGCAAGACCUCCAAUAGCUGCUUGAGCAGUAUUUCUGUAGGGGAGACAUUCACUUGUUCAUCUCCCGCAUUAGAUCUGCUCAGUGUCAAGGUUGCAACCUCGCCGCAGACUCCGAUUAUCUGGUCUACAGUCCCAAUCAUGGAGGGCAUUCAAACGCAUCCGGCCAACGCCGCUCAGGCUAAGGCCUUUACCGCGCCUGGCUCGCUGUCGUUUCCUGGCGCAUCAAACGAGCUCACGCCUCCCUUAGCAAACGGCGAUGGCAGCCAGCGAAUGGCUCCCAACGGUCAACAGGCUGCGAAUGGGAACGGGGUGACUCCUGCAACUCCCGCCGCAACGCCUGCAGCCUCUCAAGGCCCCAGUGGCAUUACGCCCACCUUGCAGAACAUCGUCGCUACAGUCAACCUCGACUGCCGAUUGGACCUGAAGACGAUUGCUCUGCACGCCAGAAACGCCGAAUACAACCCAAAGCGUUUUGCCGCCGUCAUCAUGCGUAUUCGUGAGCCCAAGACAACUGCCCUCAUCUUCGCAUCCGGCAAGAUGGUUGUUACUGGCGCCAAGUCUGAGGAUGACUCCAAGCUAGCCUCUCGCAAAUAUGCCCGUAUCAUCCAGAAGCUCGGCUUCAACGCCAAGUUUACGGAUUUCAAGAUCCAAAACAUUGUCGGCUCCUGUGAUAUCAAGUUCCCCAUCCGUCUCGAAGGUCUUGCUUCUCGCCACCACAACUUUAGCUCUUACGAGCCUGAGUUGUUCCCCGGUCUGAUUUAUCGCAUGAUCAAGCCCAAGAUUGUGCUACUCAUUUUCGUAUCUGGCAAGAUUGUCUUGACAGGUGCCAAAGUGAGAGAAGAGAUUUAUCAGGCUUUUGAGAUGAUCUACCCUGUGCUUCAAGAUUUCCGGAAAGUCUAAUGCACUUACGGGUAUGGUCAAGAGAUUUUACAUCUCGUGUACCACUACUUUACCUAAUUACCCUUAAAAAAACAACCGACGUAUAUGACUAGACCUUUCUACAGGUCAUGAUACCACGACUACUCCAUAGGACGUCGUUUGCCCCUGGGGCUUGGUAGGACACAGCCAAGUUCAUGAGUGGGGUGCCCGCCUGUACCAUUUGAUUUCUGCUUGCAUUGCAUUGGCGUUGGCAAAGGGGUGGAAGGCCAGGAAGAGGUUUUUUUUUUGCGAUUUUUUACUUUUCUUUACGAUGGAUCUGGUUCACGGCAAAAAAGAACAAAGACUACCCAUCCCGCGACACAAACAUAGAUUGCUCGUGGCUCGUUUUCAGACUGCUAUGUCAGUCUCUUACGGCCUUUUUUAAUGCUUUCCAAGGGGGAAUAAGUCAAGUUGAAAGUGGAUCGAAAGAAAGUUGCUGAACAGGUGGAGCAGCCAAGAGAUGAUGGUCGAUUGGUUGGCUGGCGAUGAAAAUGAACAGUUUCCCAUUACUGCGUAUUGGGGACUGAACAAGUUAUGAGGACAUCUUACGCCCUUUGGGGGACGAUAUGGUUAGCACAUGCGCCUUUUGGCCUUAGUACAGGGCGUAACUGUUACAAAAGCCCAUGGUCUUUUGCAGUUAGCAUUAUCAGAAGAAUGCUUGAUUCUGUCCUCUAAUAAUGGGCUGUGGCCUGAUC